Messenger RNA from Triplophysa dalaica, 753 nucleotides. Its product is annotated as proteasome subunit beta type-8-like. Gene Ontology annotation, cellular component: proteasome core complex. Gene Ontology annotation, molecular function: threonine-type endopeptidase activity. The record is from RefSeq and is a predicted model, not a curated record. Lineage: Eukaryota; Metazoa; Chordata; Actinopteri; Cypriniformes; Nemacheilidae.
AUGUGUCCUUACAGCCUUAUUGCCUUACCACCUAUGGCCUUAUUGAACAAAUACCUAAAUUCAAGUACUGCCCAUCAGCCCUCUAAGUUUCUGAAGUCCUGCAGCAGUGAGGAUGGUGUUUGUAUAGAUCUGAAUCAUGGCACCACAACCCUGGCAUUCAAGUUCCGACAUGGAGUUAUUGUGGCUGUUGACUCCAGAGCAUCAGCUGGCAAAUACAUAGCAUUGAAGGAGGCUAAUAAAGUGAUAGAGAUCAACCCUUACCUGUUGGGCACCAUGUCAGGCAGCGCUGCAGACUGUCAGUACUGGGAGAGACUGCUGGCUAAAGAGUGCAGACUUUAUAAACUACGCAACAAGGAGAGGAUCUUGGUGUCCGCAGCAUCUAAACUCCUGUGCAACAUGAUGUUGGGAUACAGAGGGAUGGGCCUCUCCAUAGGCAGUAUGAUCUGUGGCUGGGACAAACAGGGUCCGGGUCUGUACUAUGUGGAUGACAACGGCACCCGUCUCUCUGGGCACGUCUCCACUGGUUGUGGUAACAGUUAUGCGUAUGGUGUGGUGGACAGUGGAUAUCGUGAGGAUAUGACCGUGGAGGAGGCGUAUGAGUUGGGCAGACGUGGUAUUGCUCAUGCCACACACAGAGAUGCUUAUUCUGGUGGUGUGGUCAACCUUUACCACAUGCAGGAAGACGGCUGGAUCAAAGUGUGUAAAGAAGACGUGUCCGAGUUAAUCCACCGCUAUAAGAAAGGAAUGUUCUAA